AUGCAGUGGCGGACGUGGGUCAUACUCAGCCCGCCUUUCUGGUGCGCGGAAGUGACAACAGCACUACCGGGAUCUGCUGCGCCCGUCACGGCAGAGAUCACUCGCAGCGAACCAAGCAGGCCCGUCGAGUCGACCGGGCCUUGGACCGACCCUACACUUCAUGACCCAUUAUGGCUCAAGUAUGGGCUCAAUGCUUCCGCCGAAUACAAGUACUUUCACGAACCCGGUCGUGAUGAUAUUCUGGGUCAUUACGAUAGUCGAUACUUCACUGCGCCCGUGAACGAUUCGCAGCGCGCAGAUACACUGACGCAGAUGGUUCGGGCGUAUCUGAACUUCUUUGACGAUAAUGAUUUGGAGACGUGGAUUGCGCACGGGACAUUGUUAGGAUGGUGGUGGAACGGGAAGAUUCUUCCUUGGGAUUGGGACAUGGAUACCCAGGUUCCCGACACCACUCUUGCCUAUCUCGCGGAUCAUUACAAUCAGACCAUUAUCGAAUAUGUGACGCCCGGAGCGCAAGACAAGCGAGACUUUUUACUAGACAUCAAUCCAUGGUCGCGACAGCGAGAACGCGGCCAGGGUCUCAAUAUUAUCGACGCUCGAUUCAUCGACAUCAGUACUGGACUCUACAUCGACAUCACUGGAAUCAGUCAGUUGGAGGUGGAUCAUCCCGAUAUCUGGCAGUGCAAAAACUUCCACAAGUACCGCCUCCAAGACAUUUAUCCUCUGCGUCGAACGACAUUCGAGGGUGCUCCAGCUCGGAUCCCUUUCGCAUAUGAUGCGCUUCUGAUCGAGGAAUAUGACAAGGCGGCGUUGACCUCGACGAGUUUCCACAAUCAUACGUGGAUCCCUGCCAUGGCCGAGUGGGUGCAUGACGAGGCAGUUUCGAGUAUAUACGACCAAGACUCGCACGAAGCCGAGCAAUACGAUUAA
Penicillium diatomitis is the source of this 930-nucleotide messenger RNA. RefSeq names its product putative mannosylphosphate transferase (Mnn4). The transcript is spliced from 3 exons. The record is from RefSeq and is a predicted model, not a curated record. Lineage: Eukaryota; Fungi; Ascomycota; Eurotiomycetes; Eurotiales; Aspergillaceae. Bases 1 to 930 code for a protein of 309 amino acids.